AGUGCGUCAUCUUCGGGAGUCGUUGAUGCAUGCACAAACGCAUCGGUUCUCCCGGUAAAAGCGUGCUAACGGGGGUCUCCUCCAUCACACGAGCUCCUCACUGCGGAUCUGCACCGUAGCCUAUACCUCAUCUUACAUAACGGCGGUCGACAGGACGGGACGGAAGCAUCGGUCCGCACCAGACAGCGGCUGUCGUGUUCUGCAAGCACCCGGAGUUCAGAGAGCAAACCGACGCAAUCUCCGCAUUGCACGCCGUGACCAUGGCGGAACCGGAGCUGUCGCCCGCGGCGGACCCGUCUCUGCAGUCUCCGCGCUCGGCCCCGCUAUCCCUGUCAUUCCCGUUCCUGCGAGAAGGCAGCCGCGUUUGGGAACGCGCCGCGCUGCAGCCCGGGGAGUUACCGAGUCCUCUGCCCACCAAACGCACGCGCACGUACUCGGCGACUGUUCGUGCAAACGCAGGUCCCGUCUUUAAGGGCGUGUGUAAAAACUUCUCGCGGUCGAAGGGUCACGGCUACAUCAGACCAGUUCACGGUGGAGAGGACAUCUUCGUACACAUCUCAGAUAUUGAAGGAGAGUAUGUUCCUGUGGAGGGAGAUGAGGUCACAUACAAGGUCUGUCCGGUCCCACCCAAGAACGUGAAGGUCCAGGCCGUGGAGGUGAUCAUCACGCACCUCAAACCAGGAAGCAAACACGAGACCUGGUCAGGCCAGAUCAUCAGCUCCUAGGAUCCAGUCGGAGCAGGACUGCAGGGAGGAAGGAGGGUGGCUUUUCCCGAAAGAGAGAGCAAAGCAUCAUGGGAAGGCUUUUGAAAGUAGAAGGGAGCAGAGAAUGUUGAGUUCUGCAGAACGAGAAAGGUUACGGGAACAUUAGACCUGAAACAGACUCUACGCAAGUAUUUAUUUCACAUGUCCAUGCGGUUUGAGAAGUCUCAGAAUAUACGUCGCAUUCGCAACAGCAUUACAGAAGUUUGCGUAGAGCUUGUUUCUGGUUAAAUGAAUCAUCUGUAGGUGUGAGAAACUGUGAAAUCAUGGUUGAACAUCCUCAAACUGGACUGUGAAAGAAUCAAACGCAUAGAUUCGGAGGCACACGCUACACUUGUGGCUGUUUUUGGCUCUUAUUUUUCUUUAUUUAUGCAUUAAUUUUUAAUGUUAAAUUGAUGGUAAUAGGGAAAUAGGUAAUAGGAUGGAUCUCACAAAAACCUGUCCAGGACAUAUCAUAUUCACAGUUAUAUUCACCCCAAAAUCAAAAUGGAAAAAUUAUGCAAUUAUGUCCUGCAUAAAGAUUUUCAGGACAAUUAAACAUUUACCCCCAAAUCCAUAACACUGCAGAAAAAUAUCUUAUUUCAAUUGUAAAACAUUUAAAUAUCAUAAUUGUAUUAGUUGUACUGACUUUAUGCAGUUAGAGGUAUUUUAUCCAUGCAUUUUACAGAUUUUAAUUAAAAAAUUAUGAGAAGCAUUACAGGGAAUAAAAAUAAUGUCUAAAAAUGUUGAUAAAAACAAUAAAAAA
Messenger RNA from Cyprinus carpio (common carp), 1506 nucleotides. RefSeq names its product cold shock domain containing C2, RNA binding b (gene csdc2b). Gene Ontology annotation, cellular component: cytoplasm. The record is from RefSeq and is a predicted model, not a curated record. Gene Ontology annotation, molecular function: mRNA 3'-UTR binding. NCBI's taxonomy places the organism in Eukaryota, Metazoa, Chordata, Actinopteri, Cypriniformes, Cyprinidae. Gene Ontology annotation, biological process: regulation of mRNA stability.